Mizuhopecten yessoensis (Yesso scallop) is the source of this 1832-nucleotide messenger RNA. Its product is annotated as hydroxysteroid 11-beta-dehydrogenase 1-like protein. Lineage: Eukaryota; Metazoa; Mollusca; Bivalvia; Pectinida; Pectinidae. The transcript is spliced from 7 exons. The record is from RefSeq and is a predicted model, not a curated record. Gene Ontology annotation, molecular function: oxidoreductase activity. Bases 415 to 1302 code for a protein of 295 amino acids. Gene Ontology annotation, cellular component: intracellular membrane-bounded organelle.
GAACAUUUAUAAAAGGACCAAACUGGUGUGGUUUGAUGAGCAUUUAUUAGGCACUAUGUCUAUAUUAUAAAUGUACUGCUAGUGUUGCCUCCCUUACGUUUUGUUGUUUAACGCCACAAGUGUUGUUGCAUUGUAAACAAUAUGACAGAAGGGAGACAACUCUAACUGACUUUAGUCACAGUUUCUGACCGAGACCUUGGGGGACACACAACCGAUUGGGAGGAUAUUGCACGUGUGUGAACGCACGCGUACUUGGGGCUAUAGAAGACGACACUCGAUUGGUCGGUUGGGAUGAAAGCCGUCAUUUGACUGGUGUUAAAAUCUGCCAUUUGAUUAUUUUUAGCUAAGAGUUAAUAUUUUAUUUGUUGCUGAAAGAGGUCGAUAGAUUUGAUUGGCUCGUAUUGGAUUGCCAGUAUGUGGACGAAAGUACUUGCUGUAUUGGUGGGCUUGGUGGCGGGACUCUGGUGGUUCCAAGGUUUCGAUGAAGGGGUCAUCCGAGGUCAGCGCGUGCUGGUGACGGGAGCCUCGACGGGAAUAGGUGAGCAGCUGGCCUAUCAUUAUGCACGCAUGGGCGCUAGUGUUAUGGUAACGGCGCGACGGACAAAGAGGCUGCAAGAGGUCGUGGCAAGAUGUCGAGAGCUUGGAAGCCCGAACGCCACAUUCGGCUACGUCGUUGGUGACAUGUCCAAUCUGUCUUUCACGAAGGAUCUGAUCAGGGAGUCCACAGAGAGGAUGGGAGGCCUAGACUAUCUAGUGUUGAACCAUAUCCUGACCCAAGAUCUCCAUUUCUGGAGCGGUAACGACGAAGAUAUGGCUUACUUAGACAAGGUGUUUGAGGUGAACUUCAAGGCUUACGUACAUCUGGCAUCGCACGCUCUUCCCGAAUUGGAGAAGUCUGGCGGUCAUGUAGUUGUUCUGUCAUCAUUCGCAGGUAAAUCGGCCCCGCCAUUCUCUGUCUCUUACGCCGCUACUAAGUACGCACUGGGCGGGUUUUUUAGUGGACUUAGGCAGGAACUAAGGAUGAAAGACAGCAACGUUUCGAUCACAAUGUGUAUCGUGGGAUUCAUAGCUACAGAAAAUGCGUUGUCGUCAAUGGCUGUUGUUCGCGAUGGAGUGCCGCUACAGCGCUUGAUCGGAUCGGCGGCAAGUCCUUCCGACACCGCCCUCGAUAUCAUCAGAGGAGCUGCCAACCGCCAGAGGGAGCUCUACACACCGUUUCUUAAAACAUACACAACAUUAUUCAUCAAUAGCUUAUUUCCGAGCGCUAUAGACUACCUAAUCAGAGCUAUUUAUGCACAAUAACUUUAUAACUGGUCGGAAUCGACUACUUUAUCUGAAUUUUAUGUCCAUAUCAUUAUAAACCAUAUACACAUAUAUUUUGAUGUCAUCUGGAUGUAGUUACUAUACACGGUAGAAAUGGGCAUAAUGGUAGCUUCUUACAUGUGAUUCUAUAUUAUCUUCGCUCACUGUAAUCGUCAGUUUCCAAUGACGUUAUAGAUAUUUGUGUGACAGUGUUCAACAUGGAUAAUUUGUUCUGCAAUAUAUCACGUGUAUAAUCUGAUCAUGGCACACUCUCCAUUUAAGUCGUUAUAUAUCUUAUAGUACCACGUGAUAGACAGGUUUGAUGAACACGUAUGUAGUAACAAAUUCUAGAAAACUUUGUGGAUUAUGUACAGACGUAAGAUUUCCACUUGCAUUUUAUCAUAUUUUGUCUACUUUGCUUUCAUUCUCUCAUUUACCGGUGUGUAAGAUAGAACUGUCGAGGGUAAGAAAGGGGUGUAGGAAAUUUCUAUCUUACACCCCAAUUCACGUGACGUGACGUCACAAUGGUG